This is a messenger RNA of Ananas comosus (pineapple), 3052 nucleotides long. Its product is annotated as probable leucine-rich repeat receptor-like protein kinase At5g63930. Lineage: Eukaryota; Viridiplantae; Streptophyta; Magnoliopsida; Poales; Bromeliaceae. The record is from RefSeq and is a predicted model, not a curated record. Gene Ontology annotation, molecular function: protein binding.
UAGCUUGAGCACACAAUUCUACAUACCUUCUGAUCAUAAAAAGCUUUAAACUGGCACUUGAAGCAUGAGGGCUAGAGCUACAAGCAUGCAACUUUUUAUAAUAUUACUUGUGGUUUGGCUUCUAAAAAACCAAAUCUUGGAGAGCUAUGGAUGCCUCAGCGUAGAGCGCGAGGCGCUUCUCGCAUUCAAGUCCGGUGUCGUCGAUCCACGAAACUGCUUGUCUUCUUGGGAAGGCUCUGACUGCUGCAGAUGGAAGGGAGUUCGGUGCAACAAUAAGACUAGCAGAGUUGAGAAGCUCAUCCUUAGAUUGGCUUGUGGAACUUCCUCAGACACAAGCUACGGAGGUUUUGGUGGUGAGGUCAAUCCAUCAUUGCUAUCUUUAAGCCACUUGAAGCACUUAGAUCUCAGCAUGAAUAACUUUAGUACCAGUUUUCCUAAUUUCAUCGCUUCGUAUAAGAAGUUAAGAUAUCUUGACCUCUCUAAUGCGGGUUUUACUGGAAUGAUACCUCUUGAAUUCGGAAACUUGUCAACUCUUCGUUAUCUUGACCUUAGUAAUAGAUACUAUAACGAUAGUACUACCUCUCAUGGCAAACUAUCGUGGAUCAAAGGUCUCUCUUCUUUGAAGUACCUUGACUUGACCUUUGUGAUGCUACAAAAUGCAUAUGAUUGGUUACAAGCAGUGAACAUGUUGUCUUCAUUGCAAGUGCUCCGCUUAGGGAGUUGCUCUCUUCCAAGCAAUCCCGACCCCACUUUUGGUUUCAACUUGACAAGUUUGAGCACACUUGAUCUUCGAGAAAACUACUUCAACUCGACCUUGCCUGAUUGGCUAUGGAGCUUCACUAGCCUAACUGAUCUCAAUCUCAAUCAUAACAAUUUUUAUGGUCCAAUUCCUGUUGAAUUAGGCAAUUUGACUUCACUUACUUCCUUGUGUUUAGGAUCCAACAACUUGGCCGGCCCGGUACCGAAUUCAAUCAAGAACCUUUGCAAAUUAAACACUUUAAGUUUGUCAGGAUGCAAUCUAGAUAGAGAUAUAAUCGAAUUUUUGUCAGAACUCUCUUGCGUCUCUCUUAAUAAUUGGCGACUAUUGGAUUUGCAGAACACAAAUAUAAAGGGAAAUUUGUCUGGCUGGCUUGAACAUAUGACGAGUCUUAAAUAUCUCGAUGUCAGCAAUAAUUUCCUCAAUGGUUCGAUACCUGUAGGAAUAAAUAAACUAUCUAAUCUAGCUUUUCUUGAUCUUCAUGGAAAUUCGUUUGCUGGGGUUAUACUUGAAACUCAUCUUAUGAACUUCACAAGAUUAAAGUUUCUUCGGGUGAGCGGUACAUCUCUUGAGUUGAAGGUGGAGGAUAAUUGGGUGCCCCCUUUUCAAGUGCAAGAAUUAGUUUUGAGGUCAUGUCGAUUGGGUCCACGAUUUCCAAGAUGGCUCCGAUUGCAACAAGAAAUUGAAGUCUUAGAUUUGUCAAACAACUGGAUCGCUGGCACUAUUCCUUAUUGGUUUUGGGACAUAUCUUCAUCUAUCAGGAGCUUAGGCCUUUACAAUAACCAAAUUAGCGGCAUUUUGCCAUCUUCUUUGCGAAACAUGACAUCAUUAGAGGUGUUAAAUUUGCGUUCUAAUUAUUUACGAGGAUUCUUACCAUUUUUGCCUGAUUCUUUGAAAUGGGUUGAUUUCUCAAGCAAUGAGUUUUUUGGAUCACUUUCACAGUCCUUCUUCAAGCCAAACCUAAUAGGCGUUCUUUUAUCGAACAACUCCAUUAGUGAUGAUGGCAUCCCAUCAUCUAUAUGCAAUAUGCAAUCUUUGUCCAUACUUGACAUGUCGAACAACAAUUUAUUUGGUGAGCUGCCAAAUUGCUGGAAUGGUGUAUCAAAUAGUUUGAAUGUUAUAGACCUAUCCAGUAACAAGCUAUCAGGACAACUUCCUGAUUCAUUGGGCUGUGCCAGUAAACUUGAGUUCUUGCACUUAAACAAUAACAGCUUAUAUGGGGAACUUCCUUCGGCUUUACAAAAUUGUCCCUUAGUACUACUUGAUCUCGGGCAAAACAAGUUAUCAGGUGAGAUUCCUAUGUGGCUAGGAAAGUUAACAAAUCUUAUAGUUCUUCGGUUGAUGUCAAAUAUGUUUGCCGGCAACAUUCCUGCAGAGCUCGGACAACUUGAGAAUCUUCAAAUAUUGGAUCUUUCUUGGAACAAUUUAUCUGGAAACAUACCUCAACUUUUUGGUAGUUUCCCGGCGAUGGCUUCAAUCGAGUUAUCUAAAUACAUGAUUGAUAUACAUUGGCUUUACGUUAAUUUUUUUCUAGUACAAACAAUCUAUGGAUAUCGAUUCAACUGCAUGUUGUAUAAUUAUUCUAGUCAAAGAUUAUAUAUUGCAACAAAAGGGUCAAAUCUUCAAUUUUCGAAGAAUCUGUUCUUCGAGAAGAGCAUAGACCUCUCAGGUAACAAACUUGAUGGUGCGAUCCCUGCGGAACUAGCCGAUCUAUCAGCGCUGCACAAUUUGAACUUAUCAAGAAAUCACUUAAAAGGAAGGAUUCCUGAUAAGAUAGGAAACUUACAAUCUUUGGAGUCUCUCGAUCUUUCUAUGAACGAAUUAAAUGGAACCAUCCCCCAAAGUAUAACGGCCUUGAAAUCUCUGAGCAACUUGAAUUUAUCAUACAAUAACCUCUCAGGAAGGAUUCCAUCUGGAGAUCAAAUACAGACAUUGGUUGAUCCUACUAUAUAUGCUGGCAAUCCCUAUCUCUGCGGUCCCCCGAUUUCGAAGAAUUGCUCUGGAAAUGAACCGACAUAUACUCCUGAUGAGAAGAAACAGCACAAUGGUGGCUUGGAGAACAUAGAAAUUUAUCUCGUUAUGGGAUUGGGAUUUAUUGUGGGGCUUUGGGGAGUUUAUGGCGUCUUGCUCUUCAAAUCUGCAUGGAGAAAUACUUACUUCUACAUUAUUGACAAGAUGUACUACAAGUUUUUUGCUGGCAAUUGAGACACAGUAAGAUCAUCAUAUGUAUUAGAAGUUGUAGAAGUUUGUAUACAUACCAGUAAAGGUAUGCAAUAAUCUGUUGUAUGCUAAUCG